This is a messenger RNA of Haliaeetus leucocephalus (bald eagle), 7049 nucleotides long. It is a transcript of the gene SSH1, whose product is annotated as slingshot protein phosphatase 1. Gene Ontology annotation, cellular component: cytoplasm. Bases 63 to 3191 code for a protein of 1042 amino acids. Gene Ontology annotation, biological process: negative regulation of actin filament polymerization; actin cytoskeleton organization; protein dephosphorylation. Gene Ontology annotation, molecular function: actin binding; protein tyrosine/serine/threonine phosphatase activity. Lineage: Eukaryota; Metazoa; Chordata; Aves; Accipitriformes; Accipitridae. The record is from RefSeq and is a predicted model, not a curated record. The transcript has 14 exons.
AGCUGGAGGUUGGCAGUGAUGAAGAGCGUAAAUUAAAUGUGAGCCUAAGCGAGAGCUUUUUCAUGGUGAAAGGCGCAGCCCUUUUCUUACAACAAGGAAACAGCUCCCAGGGCCAGCGAAGUCUCCAGCAUCCUCACAAACAUGCAGGUGAUUUGCCCCAGCACCUCCAGGUGAUGAUCAACCUCCUUCGCUGUGAGGAUAGGAUCAAACUGGCUGUCCGUUUGGAAAGUGUGUGGACAGACCGAGUCCGGUACAUGGUGGUUGUAUACAGCAGCGGACGACAGGAUACAGAAGAGAAUAUUCUGCUGGGUGUGGAUUUCUCCAGCAAGGAAAGUAAAAGCUGCACUAUAGGAAUGGUUCUUCGUCUGUGGAGUGAUACUAAAAUCCAUCUUGAUGGUGAUGGUGGCUUCAGCGUGAGCACUGCAGGGAGAAUGCACAUCUUCAAGCCAGUGUCGGUGCAAGCCAUGUGGUCUGCUUUACAGAUCCUCCAUAAAGCCUGUGAAGUUGCAAGAAGGUACAACUACUUCCCAGGUGGGAUGGCCUUGGUCUGGGCCACAUACUACGAAAGCUGCAUCAGCUCCGACCAGAGCUGCAUCAAUGAGUGGAAUGCAAUGCAGGACCUGGAGUCCACCCGCCCCGACUCUCCAGCCCUGUUUGUUGACAAGCCAACUGAAAGAGAACGAACAGAGCGGCUCAUUAAAGCCAAACUCCGGAGCAUCAUGAUGAGCAAAGACCUGGAAAAUGUGACUUCUAAGGAGAUACGAAAUGAGCUGGAGAAACAUAUGAAUUGCAACUUGAAGGAAUUCAAGGAAUUUAUAGACAAUGAAAUGCUGCUUAUCCUGGGUCAGAUGGACAAACCGUCUCUGAUUUUUGAUCAUUUAUAUCUGGGGUCCGAGUGGAAUGCCUCCAAUCUCGAGGAGCUGCAGGGCUCAGGCAUCGACUACAUUUUGAAUGUGACCAGGGAAAUUGAUAAUUUUUUCCCCGGUUUGUUCGCAUAUCACAAUAUCAGAGUGUAUGACGAGGAGACAACAGACCUCCUGGCUCACUGGAAUGAGGCAUACCACUUUAUAAACAAGGCCAAGAAGAAUCACUCCAAGUGCCUGGUGCACUGCAAAAUGGGUGUGAGCCGGUCAGCAUCUACUGUUAUAGCUUAUGCAAUGAAGGAAUUUGGCUGGUCACUGGAAAAGGCCUAUAAUUAUGUGAAGCAAAAACGCAGCAUUGCAAGACCAAAUGCAGGCUUCAUGAGACAGCUUUUGGAAUAUGAAGGCAUUUUAGAUGCGAGCAAGCAGCGCCACAACAAGCUGUGGAAGCAGCAGGCAGAGAGCAACCUACCCCAGAACACAGACGGUACCACUGGGUCAGGCGAUUUUUUACUCGAGAGCUUAGACAUCGACCUAGAAAACCGCCUGGCUGACCUGGACACGCCUUCGCAGUCGGCAUACCUGGACAACCGCGGCAGCACAGAAGUGUCUGUGGGCUUUAAUUACUGCUUCCGGCGCCUCUCGGACACGCUGCUGGAGAACAAGAUUCCCAGUGGCAGGGAGGGCUUUUUCCACGUGGAGGAGCUGGAGCGCGAUGCGCUUGCAGAGCGCACUGCCUCGCUGGUGGGACAGCCUCCAUCUGCACCUUCAGAGGGAAGGCUGCUGGAGACAGCAAAAGCCCUGGAGACAGCAGAGCCGCUGGCAGAGCUGAGCAGUUUCUGCGAGAAGGAGGUGAAGAAGAAACUGGACUUCAGCCCCCGGAAGGGAAGGAUAGUGCUGGGCCCUGGGGACCGAGGGGAGGACAGUGUCAGGGAUGAAAAUCCGAUGGAGAAGUGGAAGCGGCGUUUGUCCAUGCACAAGGAGGAGAGCAGGCUUAAUAGAGAGAACUUGAAUAACAACAACAGCAAAAGGAGUUGCCCAGAGGAUUUUGAGCAUGAUGCUGUAUUUGGGAUCCUCAGUAAGGUCAAGCCUUCCUAUCAGUCUUGCACUGACUGCAUGUAUUCCUCGGCCAGUUUGUCCCCUGACCCCUUUGGGGACCAGUGCGAAAAGUUGAACCCCGGCACUGCGCGCCGCAGCACCACCAUCUGCACGCAACCAGCCCUCCUCUCCCACAUCAAUUCCAACUUGGCGGACCACCUGCCCAGCAAGGCACACUCAGAGGAAGCAAUCAGAACUAAAAAUAACGAGGCUCCGCUUCCUCUGUCGGCAGGAACUGGUACUUUGGAUGCCAGCACUUGCAAAUCACUUGAUCAACACUGCAGCAUUUUGGAGAAAGGAAAAGAUGUACCAAAAACCCCAGUCAAAACUCUGCUGCCCAGGAGAAACUCGCACUGUGACAAGAGCUUCCUUAACACAGAAGUGGUAAAAGAAGAGUCUCUAGCCAGAAAAGACAGCAGACCUACCAAGGAUCUGAAGUACUUGUUGUUCAGCAAAGACUUGGAAAAGCCAAGUGCAAACAGUUACUUGAUGCAGCAUCAGGAGUCUCUUAUUCAGUUGCAGAAAGCAGGCUUGGUUAGGAAGCAUACCAAAGAGCUGGAGCGGUUGAAAAGCCUGCCCUCGGAUGCCUCGUCACUGCUCAGAGAGAGCUCCCUGAGCAGAGUCAGCUCCGGCAUUGUGGAGGAAAGUGAGGAUUUGAUUUCACAUCACAGCCUCGUACCUCUUCUGGGACCAGCACCGUUGAUACCUGAAGAUGCAGAAAACGAUGUGGAGAAGUUAGAGGUGAAACGCAUCUUGGAGGGGAUCUCUCAGAAAACUUCCACGCCUGUGAUGUGUCGGUUGGAGCACACGAGCAGUUUCACCAAGGACUUCCUGAAGACCAUCUGCUACACUCCCUCCUCCUCUCGGAGCUCCAACCUAACACGUAGCUCCAGCAGCGACAGUAUCCACAGCGUGCGGGGCAAGCCCGGCCUGGUGAAGCAGCGAACUCAGGAAAUCGAGACCAGGUUGCGGCUGGCUGGCUUGACUGUGUCUUCUCCUCUGAAAAGGUCCAAUUCUCUCGCCAAGCUAGGAUGUCUUAACUUGUCCUCUGAGGACUUAUCAACUGACAUGGAUGUAUCAACCAUAACAGACUCAAAAGAGGCCGUUUCAAGCGAGUCUUCCGUGCUCUGUGAGCCACAAUCCACGCUGAGGAGUGCAGAUGUCACCUCCAAACUGGCAGCAAAGCCAGCAGUUGGAAACUUGAAGAACACGCUUUGGAUGGGCAAAAGUUGAUGCCUUCUGGUGGGGGGGAGUAGGGAGGUGGAUUUGGGGGGUUUUAUGGCAUUUAUUCAUUGCACCAAUGCAGUUUUAUCAUCUGACUUGCAGUAGUUCAUCUGAUGCCACCUCUUCUUCCCCUUCUUGUACUCUAAGUGGGGAGGAAAAAAAGCAUAAUGGGUCAUGAUGAAUGGCACAAGGGAAAAUAAAAUGUAUUGCAUGGCUUAGAAGAGGACUUUGUGUGUGAAUUGCCUGUUGUCCUGCAGGAUGCUAUUUCUAGUACUGUUUGCCAAGUAUAAUAAUGUGUUUUUGUGUAUGUGUGUAUAUAUAGAUAGAUAUUUGUAUCUAUUUAUCUAUCUAUAUAUAAAAUGCUGAAAUACUCUGUUUCAAUGACUCAACAAAAUAAUUAGUCAUGACUUUUUUUUUACAGAACAAACACAAGUCUCUAGUUAAAACAGGGCACUUGUGGAAAAAUCCUUAAAAUGGUGACAUGAACACUACCUCUGUUCUUGCUGACUUUUUGUCUUGGUUUGUUGUUUGCUUGGGUUUUUUUUUAAAAAAGGCUUUCCCCACAAUACUUAACCGUUGUUUGAAGGUAUUCCCUUAAUGUUAACUGCAAAGGCCUGGAGGAGGAUGGAGACAGAGGCUUUACCGCACUGAGUGACCUAGCUGUGAAGUGAAGGAGUAUCAAGCUGUGUUCGUGUUGACUGUGUGACCUGCUGGCGUUAGUCCGUCUUCGCUGCGUAACCGGGUGAAUUGUCAUAGUCUCGUGUUGGUGCCGGAGUGACGCCCAGACUGUAUUGCUGUUGCAGGCUUACGCUCAUGUGGAGAGGCGUCGUGUUCUUUGGGUGUUUUUGCUGUCGUUGUGGUUUGUAGUGUCCCAGUACUAAUGACGAGCCUGGCCAGUAAGUGACCAUGGACCCUAGUGAAGCUUUGUGUGAUGCUGUGUCGGUGUUGUGGAUCCUGCGUUGGGGACUCUUCUUCAUCAGACUGUUGGUGACAUGCCAUGCCAGCGAGACUGCCAAGGAGGCACGGCUCUCCUGGUGUCCCCACGCAUUUGAAAUCCCAGUAGGCAAUAGGUGAACGUGUGUCUUUUCUGAUUAUUGCUGUUAGUUUUGGUAGAAUGGUUCCUGCAUCCUUGGUUUGCCAGCAGCCUCUGAAGCUGUUGGCAAAGUCCAGGGGUUUAUUUAUGCUGGGUGUCAGCAGGCUGGGUGGCCCCAGAGCAGGGAGCCCGGGUGUACGUGUCCCAGCUCUUGCAGGGCUGCACCAGCCUCCUGCCAGGAGCGACGGAAGCAUAAAUCCUGCUCUCAGGGGCGUGUGUGCAUCCUUCAGGGUGAGCUGUCAAACAGAAAUACGGGCUCACCCCAAAGGGAGAGGGAUAUUGAAGGUGUGGGUGAGAUCUCCUUUCGGAGGAAAGCUGGCAUGACCUGCAGGGAGGAAGCCGGGGGCUGCCCGUGCUCUCCCUUGGUGAGGUCCCAGUGGUGCUGCACGCUCUGCAGCAAUCGUAGCCGAGGAAGCGUGUCCCUUCCCGCGCCAGAGGCUGGCUCUCGGGCACCGGUCUCAAACCAGUAUUACCGUGCUCUCCUCCUCUUGCUGUCCUGCUGUGGGAAACGCUUGAAAUGCAGCAGUUCAUUGAUGCUAUAUGAAAUGCACGUUUUCUUAGAAUAUUUUGGGCAGCCAGCCAGAUCGAGAACUGCUCUGUGCAGGACCUGGCCAAGUCAGGAGGGAAGAGCUUGAGAAGCAUGGAGGGGACAUGCUCCAAACCUUGGUGCUCUCCGAGUCCCAUCUGAAACCGUGCUGGCUGCUUGUGCCUUUGGAGUACUAUAUUGAAGCAGGUUUGGGGGUCAGAACAGACCUCGGGGGACAGUGAUGGCAAAGGGAUGGAUUUGCUCAUUUAGGAACCAGGCUGUGAGUGCGAGCUUGCCCACAUUUUAAGAUCUCCAUUGAAAGCCAUUCUUAAAAAUCCCCUCCUUGAGGUGGGAGAGAGAGCAGGGCUGCAAGCAAUCGUUCUCAGAGUCUGUAUUAAUCAAAAAUCCACUGUCUUGAGAAAGGGAGCCAUGUGUUUUGCUGUCCUAAAUGCCCUUUUCCUUAAGCAUAAGACCCCACAUUUUUAUAUUAGGUGUGAGGAAUUGUAGGGACUGGCAAUCAGUAAAUAAAUGUCCCUCCUUAAAGAGUCUUAAAUUUGAUGUACAUUUUUAGCUUAAGGCACACUUCCUGUUUCACCCAUGAAAGCUGGUUUGAAGCAAAAGCUGCUGCGUGAGGGGACCCUGGAAAAUGUGCACAAGUCUUUGUUUUUUAGGGCUGAGAAAAUGCUGGGUCGUGUUCCGAGUAGGACUGAAAUACUCUACGAGACGUCAGCGUACCAUGGGUGCAUGUGCACAUCCACAUCUACUGCAAUAAAUUUCCUAUAUUUGUAUCAUCUUUACUAUCCUUGUUUACACCCAGAUUCUGAUUUAUGAAAGGGGGCAGGUGACAGGGGCACACAGGAGGCCCUGGGGCUGUUUGAUGCCUGCAGGGCUCAGGGCAGCUGCCUGGGACGUCCGUUGUGCUUCUUGCCUGGCAAGCCUCUGCCCUCGCAGCACUGCGCUCAGGUUUGAUCCCAGCACAGUUUGAUCGUCGGCCUCACCUUGCAAGGGCCUUUUGCACGAUUAUCUUUCUCCGCUGUAUGUUACACCGGCACCUUUCUCAGCGCUGCAGACGCUUCCCAUUGCUGCCCGGCCAAGGGAAGAAGUGGGGGCGUCAGAUUUGAAUAAAUUCAGAAAAAUUCCGUUAACUGAUGCAAGCGAACAUCUAUAUUUCCUUCCUGUUUUCUUGAGUGCCUGCCAAGUUCUGCUGCAUACAAACCACUGCUUUCCCGGGGCGUAGCUCAGCACUGACCGCCUUCCCCUUGCAUGUCGCUUGGACUCAGCUCUCGCUGGACCAACCCCACCACUUCACUCAUCGGGCUCCAUCACUGCGUCACCGCGAUGCUGUCGGGAUAGAGGCACGGUUUAGUGGGAGUCAGUCUCGAAGCCAACGUGCGCUAGAAGCACUAGUGUGCCAUUUCAAAGGGUUUUGUAGCCAAACCUAUGAUGCUUGCAGACUUCAUUAGAUUUGUUGCAUGAGAAGGUAGAUGUGUUUGUCCUCUCCCACGUAUUGUAAUUGUUCUUUUACAAUUGAGUGCCUUAAUAAUAGUUUACAAAUACUGUGUAUUUAUGCUGAGCUGUUAAACUCUGCUGUUUGCUGUUCUUUUUUUUUUUUUUUUUUUUUUUUUUUUGGUGUUUCCGAUGGCAGUGAGACCGUUACUACUUCUACAUAUUGACCUCCCGGCCCCACUGAGCUCAGCACUGCUAACCACUUCCCUUCUGCUCUAUAUAUGGCAAAACCAAAAGGGCUGCGCUGAGACACUGCCGUGCCGGCUGCAGCUCCUGGCGCCCCCAUUUAUCUAUGCAUUGCUGCAGAAACGCGGACAGGGGGUGUCCAGGGAGAUGUCUCAUCAACAGCCGGCUGCGCUUUGCUCAGCAGAUUGCCGGGUGUGAAUCCAAACCCAGUCCCGUUCUGCCAGAAAACCCAAAAUGCACAAAACUGGCACCUUAUUUCCAGUCCAGGCUUUGUCGGUCUGUGCGAUAGCAAUAGCCGUCGUCCUGGUUGUCCUUUCCGUGAAGGUGGUGUUUGGUUUGGUCGUGUCCCGCCGUCCCCCUUGCUGGCAUCGCCAGCUCUUUGCUGGGGAGCCGGCUCCCAGACUGUGACCACAGACCCGGAGAGGAGGGGUGAGUGAGUAACGUGUAGCUGUUCCAGUGCAUUGCUGUACUCUUAUGAUAACAAUGUUCCUUUUAUUUCAUGGUAUUUCUUAAUUCUGGUUUUAUAUUUAAAUAUGCGGUAUCUUUUGUACUGUAC